CAGGCCUCCAACUUCUUGUCUUGACAGGUAAGAUAUCAAUCAAAGGUCCUCCAAUCUCUUCUCCCAUACCCAAGCUACUUUCACGCACCAACUCGACAUCAACAUGCCCGAAGACCUCAUCGUCAUAACAUGCGCCUCGGGCCAACAAGCCUCACAUCUCAUUCCACACCUCUUGCCCAAGUACUCUCUUCGACUAGUCGUGCACUCUUCAAACUCGCACUCUCGCCUCUCCCAACUCUAUCCCUCCGCAGAAGUUGUCCAGGCCGACCUCGCCGAGCCCGCACAGUGUGUGCCACUUCUCCAUGGCGCAACGACAGUAUAUCACGUUGGGCCGCCUCUCCACCCGCACGAGACAGAGAUAGGCUACAACAUGAUCGACGCCGCUGUCCGCGAGACCGCUCGCCCCGGAAACACGUUCGCGCAUUUCGUCUACUCAUCCGUGCUGAACCCGCAGUUCCGGAAACUCCUCAACCACGAUCGAAAGCGCUAUGUCGAGGAGUAUUUGCUCGAAUCAGGGCUGAACUUUACGAUCCUGAAUCCUGCUGAUUUUAUGGACAUGAAGUUCCCCGUUCAGGACUGGAUGGCAGUCGAGAAUGACGGGACGCCGGUGAAGUGGCCGAAUAUCACGGGGCACAAUACCAAGUCGAGUGUCACUGCUCUUGCGGAUCUAGGCGAAAUCGGCGCCAAAGUCAUCCGAGAAAGGGAGGUCCAUUAUCAGGCGCAGUAUCCCUUGUGCAGUACGAUGCCGCUGAAGCCUGGGGACGUGAUGCAGGCGGCGAGCAAGGCCAUUGCGAGGGAGUUGGUCGUUGAUGAUUUGAGCGUCGAAGCUGCCACGAAUCUGUUGUUGACGCUUACGCGUGGAUCGUUGGACAAGGUGGAUCCAAGAGAUCGGGAUGGAGCGGAGAGAUUGAUUUUGUUCUAUAGGAGGAGAGGAUUGCAAGGGAACCCGGGCGUGAUGAGGUGGUUGCUGGGUCGAGAGCCGACCAGUGUGCAGCAGUAUCUUGAGGGUCAGAUGCAGAAGUAUAGGGAGGGGAACGAGAAGUUGGCGCUUAAGACGAUGAAGACGGAUUCAUUUGAGUAGGCUGAGACAUCCCCGCCUUAUGACAAGCACCCCAUAUCCUCGAUAUUGGUGGAAACUGACAGCUAGUUAAUCCUACCAAAAGUACAA
Messenger RNA from Exophiala xenobiotica, 1168 nucleotides. RefSeq lists its product as uncharacterized. The record is from RefSeq and is a predicted model, not a curated record. Bases 104 to 1081 code for a protein of 325 amino acids. The transcript has a single exon. NCBI's taxonomy places the organism in Eukaryota, Fungi, Ascomycota, Eurotiomycetes, Chaetothyriales, Herpotrichiellaceae.